ACCCCACUUUCUAAUUUUAGCCGACAACAGGCGCAGAAGAACCCCCACCCUCUCUCUCUCUCUCGAGCACCAACAAACACACACCAAAAUCACCCUGCUUUUCACACACUCACUUCAACUUUAUCUUCUGCAAUCCAUACCUGUUGAUAGCCUUUUGAUUUUGACUACCAUUAUGAUGUGAUACCCAGGUUGUGUUAGGGUUUUUCCUGUUCAGAACCUGAGCUUGAUUUCAGUUUAGGAUGGGGAACUGUUGCAGAUCUCCGGCGGCGGUGGCCAGGGAGGAUGUCAAGUCAUCUAACUACUCCGGACACGAUCAUAACAACAAGAAGGACAAGGCGAACGCGAAGAAGGCGCCGAUCAAUGUCUUGACUGAUGUAUCUAAAGAAAAUAUUGAAGAAAAAUAUAUGGUGGAUAGGGAACUUGGGCGCGGUGAAUUCGGAGUUACUUACCUGUGUAUAGAUCGGAGUUCGAGGGAGUUGCUUGCUUGCAAGUCGAUUUCGAAGAGGAAGCUACGGACGGCGGUGGAUGUGGAUGAUGUGAGGAGGGAAGUAGCGAUCAUGAAGCACUUGCCGGAUAAUUCGAGUAUUGUGACGUUUAGAGAGGCCUGUGAGGAUGAGAAUGCUGUGCAUUUGGUGAUGGAGUUGUGUGAGGGCGGGGAACUUUUUGAUCGGAUCGUUGCUCGGGGGCAUUAUACGGAGCGUGCGGCUGCUGCUGUUACCAGGACGAUGGUGGAAGUUGUGCAGCUUUGUCAUAAGCAUGGAGUGAUUCAUAGAGACUUGAAACCGGAGAAUUUUUUGUUUGCGAACAAGAAGGAGAAUUCGCCUCUCAAAGCUAUUGAUUUCGGCCUAUCUAUCUUCUUUAAGCCAGGUGAGAAGUUCUCUGAAAUUGUUGGAAGCCCUUAUUACAUGGCUCCAGAGGUACUUAAGCGUAGCUAUGGACCAGAGAUUGAUAUAUGGAGUGCAGGAGUCAUUCUUUAUAUUCUAUUAUGUGGUGUUCCUCCAUUCUGGGCAGAAUCUGAACAAGGGGUUGCACAGGCUAUUCUUCGUGGGCUAAUUGAUUUCAAACGCGAACCAUGGCCCAGUGUUUCAGAAGGUGCCAAGAGUCUUGUACGCCAAAUGUUAGAACCAGAUCCAAAGCUUCGCCUUACAGCUAUGCAAGUACUUGAACAUCCUUGGCUCCAAAAUGCUAAAAAAGCUCCUAAUGUUCCACUUGGUGAUGUUGUCAAGUCAAGACUAAAACAGUUCUCAUUAAUGAAUCGAUUCAAGAGAAAGGCUCUUAGGGUUAUUGCGGAUUUCUUUUCCAAUGAAGAACUUGAAGACAUUAAGGACACGUUUAAAAAGAUUGAUACGGAUGAUGAUGGUAUUAUUACAAUUGAAGAAUUAAAAACCGGAUUACAAAAAUUGAAUACACAACUUGCUGAGUCGGAAGUACAACUGCUUAUUGAAGCUGUAGAUUCAAAUGGAAAAGGUAGUUUGGAUUAUGGGGAAUUUGCUGCUGUUUCACUCCACCUUAAAAAAAUGGCAAACGACGAACAUCUUCACAAGGCUUUCUCAUAUUUUGACAAAGACAGUAAUGGCUUCAUAGAGCCAGACGAGCUUCGCGCUUCCUUAAUGGAAGACGGAGACGAUGAUUGUUCAAAUAUCGCAAAUGACAUCUUCCAAGAAGUUGACACAGAUAAGGAUGGAAAAAUCAGCUACGAGGAGUUUGCGGCGAUGAUGAAAACAGGAACGGAUUGGAGAAAAGCUUCUCGACAUUAUUCGAGGGGACGAUUUAACAGCUUGAGUGUAAAGCUCAUGAAAGAUGGUUCUCUGAAUUUGGGGAACACAGAGUAAGGAUUGAAUUUGUUUUGUAAUUAUAUCUUGUUGGUAGCAUAUGGUUACACUAGUGUAUGGUUUUGGAGAACUUUUGUGGAUGGGUUAAUAGAUUCUUUCUUGCAAAAGAAAUAGUGUUUUGAACU
This is a messenger RNA of Lactuca sativa (garden lettuce), 1957 nucleotides long. Its product is annotated as calcium-dependent protein kinase 13. Gene Ontology annotation, molecular function: calcium ion binding; protein kinase activity; ATP binding. The record is from RefSeq and is a predicted model, not a curated record. Gene Ontology annotation, biological process: protein phosphorylation. Lineage: Eukaryota; Viridiplantae; Streptophyta; Magnoliopsida; Asterales; Asteraceae.